UUAAUAAAAUGCUCUGAUUUAUUUUGUUAUGGACGCCAAUCACUUGUGAUUUUUUUAAUGUUUUGUCAACGUCGUUCUACUUUUUGCCCAUGUACUGAUUGUUAAGUUUUUGUUUUGUGUUGUGUAAGAUCAAUGGCUCGUGAUCUUGGUUCCAGUUCGUCAGGUCAACGAGGGGCAGUGAGUCGACGUCGCGGUAAAAGACCCCAUCCUCCCAUCUAUGGAGGCAUUACUAACUCAUUCAGCGACAGAAACAGUGACUUUCUUUGUCCAAUAUGCUUUGAUACUAUCGAUGAGGCCUUUAUGACCAAAUGUGGACACACGUUUUGUUAUCAGUGUAUAAGUAGAAGUUUAACUGAAAGCAACCGUUGCCCAAAAUGCAACUUUAUCAUUGAGAAAGCUGAUCAAAUUUUCCCAAAUUUUUUAUUAAAUGAACUGAUUCAAAAAUACAAGGAAAAGAACUCCCAAAUCAAGAAGAUGAAAAUUGAACUGCACAGUGGAACUGUGCAUUCUGUAAAUGAACUUCAGGAGAUGCUGGGUGAAGAAAAUGAAUGGAACUUAGCAGAUGUGAACUAUCUGCUUGAUAUUUUGAACCAGAAAAAACACAGACUUGAGGCUGAUAGCAAAGCUGCACAAAAUGAACUGCUACAAAAUUUCUUGACACAAGUAAAACGACAUAAACAGGAACAACUUGAUCAACUAACACAAGAAAUCAAGUUAAUUGAUGAAGAUAUGCUUAAAGUUAAGGAAAUGAUUGAAAAUCAUGAGCGUCAUUAUCUACCGCUGACUGGCAUGUUAUUAUCGACCACAGAUAAACUCUUACCAGGAGAAGUGGAUCAUGCAGUGCCUACAACACCAACAGCUAAGAAUGCUCCAGUGUCUGUCAGUUCAGAUGUGGAACACAAAGGAAGUUCUGUUGAGCUUAAUUCAUGUGAUAAAGCUACAGAAGAUGAUCCACAAGAUGGAUUCAAUGGAAGUCAGCACGGAGCCAAACGGCUGUGGUGCAGCACAAGUUUAGCAGCAAGGAGGAAGAGAAUACAUCAACAUUUUGAUGAUCUUGAAAAGUGCUACUUYGCUAUGAGACAAGGAGACAUUUCCACUGUCGACACAUCKUCCGAUGCUCUUGAACAAUUCACAGAAAGUCUUGCUAAAUUUACCAAGUUUUCCAGCUUUAGACCACUAGCSACGUUAAGUUAUGCUAGUGAUAUCUAUAAUGGUUCAAGUAUUGUGUCAAGCAUUGAAUUUGACAGAGAUUUUGACUACUUUGCUAUUGCUGGUGUCACUAAAAAAAUAAAGGUCUUUGAGUAUGGGACUGUUAUUAGAGAUGUUGUGGAUAUCCAUUACCCAGUCAAUGAGAUGGUCUGCAAUUCCAAAAUCAGCUCAAUAAGCUGGAGUUCUUAUCAUAAGGGYUUACUUGCAAGCAGUGACUACGAGGGAACUGUAACGUUAUGGGAUGCCUUUACUGGUACAAAGACCAGAUCUUUCCAGGUAAGCCAGUGGAGUAUACAUUAUUGUUAGGAAAUUUGAAAUCUGAUGGACCCAAAGCUGCUCGCAUCAGGAUCAGAUGAUGCUAAAGUCAAGUUAUGGUCAACCAACAUGGAACAUUCUGUUUCUUGCUUGGAAGCAAAAGCUAAUGUUUGCUGUGUGAAGUUUAACCCAGAGAGCAGAUAUCACUUAUCAUUUGGUUCGGCAGAUCAUUGUGUUCAUUAUUAUGAYCUGAGRAACACAUCUAAGCCAAUAACAGUAUUCAAGGGCCAUAGAAAGGCUGUCUCUUAUACAAAGUUUAUCAACUCUUCUGAAAUUGUAUCUGCUUCAACUGAUAGCCAACUUAAACUUUGGAAUAUUAACAAGCCCCAUUGUUUAAGGACAUUUAAGGGACAUAUCAACGAGAAGAACUUUGUUGGAUUGGCAUCAAAUGGAGAUUAUGUGGCCUGCGGAAGUGAAAACAACUCAUUAUACUUAUACUAUAAAGGACUAUCAAAACAGCUUCUUACAUUCAAGUUUGACACUGUGCGAAGUGUGCUGGAAAAGGACAAGAAAGAAGAUGAUGCUAAUGAAUUUGUUAGUGCKGUUUGCUGGAGAACGGGCUCCAAUGUUAUUGUUGCAGCAAAUAGCCAAGGAAUUAUCAAGGUGCUUGAACUGGUGUAGGGCAYGAAAAACCUGGCUUAUUCUUGCAUUACAUACAUGUAUAACAUAUUAUGAAAACCACAAAGAUUGUAAAUUAGUUGGGCAGUUUAGUAAGAAAGUUUAGACAUCUUAUAUGUUUCAUUCUUCUCAUUUCAUUCAGUAAUUGAUGACAAAUGAAACCUUGACACUUUUGUGGGGGAACAUUGAUACUUCCACACUAAUUAGCACAUCUGAGAAAAUUUCUGKGUUGCACAAGAAAGCUCUGCAAAGAUGUUAUAAAGAUACAAAUAGUUCUUACCAUGCAUUUCACUUUUUUCUGGGCAUCACGAUGGCACACAAGUAGCCUAUGUAUUUACAGUUUACUGUACAUUACUGUAUGAUAYAUUAUAAUUUAACAGACAUGUAUAGCUAUGGUUGUUAUAGUUUAAAAUACUUGUUCAUAGA
This is a messenger RNA of Actinia tenebrosa (Australian red waratah sea anemone), 2568 nucleotides long. RefSeq names its product E3 ubiquitin-protein ligase COP1-like. Gene Ontology annotation, molecular function: protein binding; ubiquitin protein ligase activity. Lineage: Eukaryota; Metazoa; Cnidaria; Anthozoa; Actiniaria; Actiniidae. The record is from RefSeq and is a predicted model, not a curated record. Gene Ontology annotation, biological process: proteasome-mediated ubiquitin-dependent protein catabolic process.